AUGACUAGCGGCAAUCCAGGAGUAAUUACAUGCAAAGCUGCAGUGGUAUGGAAAUCAGGAGAGCCAUUGAAAGUAGAGGAAAUACAAGUGGAUCCUCCCAAAUCCUCUGAAGUUAGGAUCAAAAUGCUUUGCGCAAGUUUGUGUCACACUGAUUUUCUGUGUCGCAAUGGACUCCCUGUUCCUCUGUUUCCUCGGAUACCUGGACAUGAAGGAGUUGGCAUGAUAGAGAGUGUGGGAGAAGGAGUCACAAAUCUGAAGGAAGGAGAUAUAGUGAUGCCACUCUAUCUGGGAGAAUGUGGGGAAUGUCUGAAUUGCAAAUCUGGGAAGACAAAUUUAUGCCACAAAUAUCCCUUAAAUUUCACUGGCCUAAUGCCAGAUGGCACAUCAAGAUUGCACAUUGGAGAUCAGAUAGUAUAUCACCAUUUUAGUUGUGGUACAUGGUCUGAAUAUGUUGUUAUCGAUGCAAAUUUUGCUGUCAAGGUUGAUCCCCGUGUUUCUCUUGCACAUGCAAGUUUCCUUUGCUGUGGUUUCACCACAGGUUUUGGAUCUGCCUGGAGGGAAGUCACUAUUGAAAAGGGCUCAACUGUUGCUGUUAUUGGUGUUGGUGCUGUUGGACUCGGAGUGAUAGAGGCGGCACGAAUGAAUGGAGCUUCUCGGAUAAUUGGGAUCGACAUAAACAACUUGAAGAAGAAGAAAGGAGAAGCCUUUGGAAUGACUGAAUUUAUCAAUCCAAAAGAAUCUGAUAAACCUGUAUCAGAAUUGAUCAAAGAUACUACAGGUGGGCUGGGUGUGGAUUACUGUUACGAGUGCACUGGAGUUCCAGACCUGCUUAAUGAAGCAAUUGAGGGAUCCAAAGUGGGUCUUGGGACAAUAGUUUUCAUUGGUGCAGGACUUCAUUUAAGUGGGGAGCUCAAAUACAUUCCCCUCUUGUGUGGUAGGACAAUUAAGGGGUCCAUUUAUGGUGGAGUAAGACCUCAAACAGACCUCCCUAAAAUAGUCGAUAAAUGUGUAAAUAAGGAAAUUCAGCUGGAUGAACUAUUGACCCAUGAAGUUUCACUCGAAGAAAUCAACAAGGCAUGGGAGUAUCUGAAGCAUCCUAGCUGUGUUAAAGUUGUUAUCAAAUAUUAG
Fraxinus pennsylvanica is the source of this 1128-nucleotide messenger RNA. The record is from the annotation of a GenBank genome assembly. Lineage: Eukaryota; Viridiplantae; Streptophyta; Magnoliopsida; Lamiales; Oleaceae.